GUUUUACUUUACUUCCGUCAGUACACUUCAUGAUUUCGUGUACUGACGGAUGUGGUCAUGACGGAUACAUUCUCUAGGUGGCGCUAUUUUGACAUGCCAGAGAAAGGUCACACCAUGUACCUUUCAAUCCAAUUUUUUUUCGAAGACUUCUGCUAUUGAGUCCACAAGGGCUGCUUGCUGCAGUUGCAGUAGAACUGUAGCCUCUCCACCCCACACUGUCGCACAGCCAUGGCGGACAGUGCUAGCGAGAGUGACACCGACGGAGCUGGGAGCAGCUCGGCCACACCGAUGUCAACCUCCGCUUCAAAUUCGAGCAAGCCAAGUAUAGCCAUUUCACAGUUUCGCUUGGAAGAGUUAACGAACCGCCUGGCCUCACUACAACAGGAAAAUAAAGUUUUGAAAAUUGAGCUGGAGACGUUCAAACUGAAGUGCAAGGCGCUACAAGAGGAGAAUCGGGACCUUCGUAAAGCUAGCGUCACCAUUCAAGCCAGAGCUGAGCAGGAGGAGGAGUUCAUCAGCAACACCUUGUUUAAGAAGAUCCAGGCUCUUCAGAAGGAGAAAGAGACACUCGCGGUCAACUAUGAGAAAGAGGAGGAAUUUCUCACCAACGAGUUGUCAAGGAAACUCAUGCAACUGCAGCAUGAGAAGGCCGAGCUGGAACAGCACCUGGAGCAAGAGCAGGAGUUCCAGGUCAACAAGCUGAUGAAGAAGAUCAAGAAGAUGGAGAACGACACCAUCUCCAAGCAGCUCACCCUGGAGCAGCUGAGGCGUGAGAAGAUCGACCUGGAGAACACCCUGGAGCAGGAGCAGGAGGCGCUGGUCAACAGGCUGUGGAAACGCAUGGACAAGCUGGAGGCUGAGAAGAGGAUCCUUCAGGAGAAGCUGGACCAGCCUGUGUCAGCCCCGCCCUCCCCGCGGGACGUCUCCAUGGAGAUCGACUCUCCGGAGAACAUGAUGCGUCACAUCCGCUUCCUGAAGAAUGAGGUGGAGCGUCUGAAGAAGAGCCUCCGUACCACCGAGCUGCAGCACACAGAGAAGCGUGCCCAGUACAUCGAGGAGGAGCGACACAUGCGAGAGGAGAACAUUCGCCUGCAGAGGAAGCUGCAGAGGGAGAUGGAGCGCAGGGAGGCCCUGUGCAGGCAGCUGUCUGAGAGCGAGUCCAGCCUGGAGAUGGACGACGAGAGGUACUUCAACGAGAUGUCGGCUCAAGGCCUGCGUGCCCGGACCGUGUCCAGCCCCAUCCCCUACACCCCUUCCCCCAGCUCCAGCAGGCCCAUAUCGCCCGGAUUGUCCUACGGGGGUCACACGGUGGGCUUCACGCCCCCUGCCACCCUGUCCCGAGCUGGCAUCUCCCACUACAACUCCCCCGCCCUGCACGUCCACGGAGGCUCCGCCCACGCCGUAGCGAGGCCAUCCCCAAGAAGAAGCGCCAGUCCAGACAAGUUCAAGCGUCCGACACCACCCCCCUCCCCCAACACGCACUCAGGGGCGCAACCUCUCCCUCCUCCGGCCCAGCCCAUGGUCCAGUCCAUGUCCUCCCCAGCAGCUAUUUCACAGCACGCCUCACAGCCGCCACCCUCCCACCCCUCCUCCCAGCCUUAACACACGCGUGUACUUCGUCACACCAAGCCACUUGUGCAGCCUGGAAGUUUCAGCUACUCCACACAGCACGUCGGGACGAGCCGGCAGACAAAUGACCCCCGAGGUGAGGCCGAACGGCACACGACUCCGAGGGGAAAGGACUGACUUAAAACGCUGUGCUUUCUGGGAUUUGUAGGCUGUAGUCUGUUCACACCGUCUCGUACGUGUAUGUAUGCGUGUUAGUUUAUUGUUUUGUUUUUUUAUUUUUCGCUUUGGGACACUUGCCGAUUUGGAGUUGUUGUUGUUAUUGUGGGACUGAACAGCUGCACAUAUGAAAAUAAAACUGGUUGGUUUUGGUUGAGUGGAUGGAUGGAUGGGUCUCCAUGCCUACAGGACCAUAUGCGACUGCAGUUAUCCAUCCUUCCACCCUUACGUUUAAAGCAACUUAAGCAAUCACCUCCCAGUAAAAAAAAAAAAACUAUGAAAAUACUGCAAAAGAUAUUGUAAAAGAAAAUAACUUUAGGAGCUACUCCAUUAUAGGGCAUUGAUCUGAGGGAGCGAGCACCAAUAAACCUACUUUUUAAUUGUAUUCAUUCAAGACAUUUCAAUGCCAAUUUCUCGUCAAGGAAAACAGUAUAAACUUAAAGAUGGGUGGACUCUGGUACAUAAACUAUAGAUUGACAUGGCCUUUUCAGGUUCUAAAUAUAUAGCCUGAGGUGUUAAAAAGUUAUGUACUCGUCUCUCUCCAUUUCUCUUUUCUUCCCUCCUGCUCCUACUUGCUCUCUCUCUCUCUGGUGUAAUUCUGGAAGCUUCGGUCGACCCUAUGGAUAUUCCUCAUAAAGAAUCAUAAUGCUCUUUACACACUAAAUAUACAUACUGCUAUAACAUUCUAAAUGAAUGGUACUGUUGAACUACAUUUCUGUAUGAAUAAAAGCUCUUGUGAAGAUCAA
Messenger RNA from Hypomesus transpacificus, 2531 nucleotides. RefSeq names its product coiled-coil domain-containing protein 6-like. Lineage: Eukaryota; Metazoa; Chordata; Actinopteri; Osmeriformes; Osmeridae. The coding region runs from base 229 to 1602 and encodes 457 amino acids. The transcript has 9 exons. The record is from RefSeq and is a predicted model, not a curated record.